UUCAAUGUUGUGGAUCUCGGCUCAUCUGGCCUUACCUCUGUUAGUUUUAAGCUGUUUGCUGCAAUGUCCCGCGCCAACUCAGACAGCCGCGGGAAAAAAAGAAAACAAGUCAUCUUCGAGGGAAGCGACUAAGAAUCAGUUGACGGUGUCGUCCAAAGUAAAAAUGUCAACCGUCCGGUUAAAAGAAACUGCAAGACCCACAACAAAGCCCGCUGCACCAACAAAGAAAGCUACGACAGCGAAAAAGACAACAACCCCAACACCUUUGAACGAGUUCUCACUAAAUGACAUCCUUUUCAAAGGUCGACAAUCAAGUAAGUAAAUAAUAAUUGUUGGCCGUCAUGUUUGUCAGGAAGUUAUUAUGGAGUAUGUUUCACCGACAACUUGCUUAAAACUGAGUUAUGUGGCCAAAUUAUGCGAUUCACCCAGUUUAUCAGAGAUAUUUGUAAUAUUUGCAGUGUAUGCUGUUAAAACAAAGAAACCCGUUUCUGCACCUGUUCCAAAAUAAAAAAAAAAACUGUGUUUCAUCACAAGUUGAUAAGAUUCGUUAUGAAAUAAUAAAGUAAUGCAUCUCAUACGUUUUAGUUUCCUGUAUUUCAUGGAUUACGGUAACAUGCAACACCCAGCUUACCUAAGUGCACUGUUUAUGGCAGAAUUCGAUUUUUGUUUUCAACUGAUCCAAUCUUUAUUAUCCUUGUUAGUUUCCGUCCUUACACCAAAGACCAAAGUUCAAAGUCGUUUCUCUACUCACAUUCAGGCCUCGUCCAUACGCAUUUGGGUACAUAUUCUGAAAACACAUUUUUUUUCCGUUUUAUCUCCGUCCACACUUAGCGGUAUUCGAAUCAUAUUCGCCCGUCCACAUGAAAACGCUUAAACGAUGGAAAUACGAUAGCGUCCCUUACGCGCUCUAUGAUGUCACCGUAUUCGAAAACCUCCAUUUCUCACAGAGAGUUUAUGACUGACUCAGUAAAAAAGCUUUCAGGGGAGUACCCAACCUUUUAAGCUAUAGUAAAACGGGCGAUUAAAAAAUUUUACGCAACAUUGCUGCAAAACGAGUUGAAUAGCGAACGCAUCGUGAUCGAAAUGUAUACGUUCUAACGAAAACAUGCCGUAAAAUUCCGAAAAUGAGCCCCAGGGCUUAUACUUUUCAAAGGACCUUUUUAGGGGCUUAUUUUUGGAGGGGCCUAUAUUCGGAGGGGCCUAUCUACGGAGGGAAAUUCGCGUUUCAAAGUCGACUGGGCUAGCCUUAUAGUUGCAAGGAAAUUUACCGUUUUUGCCUCGUUUUACUUUGUAUUUGAGGGCAAUUUCCAUGUACAAGCCCCCCGAGGGGCUUGUAUUUGGAGGGGCUUAUACAUGGAGGGGCUUAUUUUCGGAAUUUUACGGUAUUUAAUAGCGUGGACGGAGCCUGACAGUAGAGAAAGAAACAAACCCGUGACAUUUGGAAGAUCCGUAUAACCAUCAACACUUUAGAUCAAAUAUCCUCACUGCAAGGUCCGUUAAAAAAGGUCUUUUGAUAGAAGCUAUUUAAUUAAGCAGUGUUCAUCUGUCUUUUUUUUUCUUUUUUUUUUGCAGACGAGGCGAACGCUUUCAUCAAAGCCAAUGAGCAAAGAGGAAAAACUUUAGAGACGACAUAUGAGCACGUUCGGGAACAAGAUCUGAACGAUAUAGAGGCGUUAGUUAGGAUAAGAAAAGGGUCCUCGUGAUUUCCUCGGUCUUGAAAUUGUACAUUAUAUCUUUCUAGUUCUUUUAGAGCUAUCGCCAAAACUGAAAAAAAAAAUAGUUUCCAGCCACAUCUUAUGGUCUUUAUAGUAUUUGGACUAAUCGGAAAUAAGAACAAAACCAGUUGCGAUAUGUUUUUGCAUUCACCGGCGCUAUCCUGCUAGCAAGCUCCCCGGGGCACUCUGGGGGUGGGGCGAAAACCCGGAGAGCUUGCUAGCAGGCUAAUUAGACCUAAUUAGGCGCCAGCCAAAAUUAUCUUCUUCUUAUCGAAUGAUAGAAAUUCCUUGCUGGACUGUGAGUGGUCAACUACAUUACCUUGCUAAAGGAGGUGAAAGGAUUUAAACUAAUCAGAAAUUAAACCAAAUAGCUGUGCCAGGUAGUUCCAAAAGCGCCAACUACAAUAACCUGACAACGUUCUUUGAAUUUGAAUGGUUGGUAGGACUGCCUUCCUCGGUUGUGAUUGGUUAAAUUAGCACUUUAACGAAGGCUCGGUAUCAAUGAUAAAUGUUUUACUCAUAAUCAAUCUGGUACAGUUUGUACUACAUAUGCAUUAUAUAGACCAGAAACACGUGGUGAAAAUUCUCGAUCCGCGUUCUCCGUGAACAUUUUUGACCAUGGGUUUCAACCUAUUUUUGUAAUUUAACAAUGUCAAAUUCACGACAAAAAGAGAGAUCAACAAAAACAACAACAAAAACAAAAACCCCCCAAAAAACCAGCCUCUUUAAAAAAUCAGGUUUGACUAAAGAGAUAUUAGCAUGAUGUAUUUUGCAUAUAUUUUUUAAUGAAAGUUCUCAAAAUGUUUUUUGCUCUGGUAGCAAUCAUUUGCAUUAAAAU
Molecule: messenger RNA, 2553 nt
Organism: Porites evermanni
Lineage: Eukaryota; Metazoa; Cnidaria; Anthozoa; Scleractinia; Poritidae
Source: the annotation of a GenBank genome assembly